ACAUCGAUGAAGGCAUAGAAAGUAUCGAUACUGUAAUCGAUCUGCAUCUGACGACCUCGACUAAAAAGUAGUCGAAUUUACGUACUACGAAAUGCGCGAGGAGCAGGUUGCAGAUCUCGGCCAAUAUCGGACUCGGAGAUCUUACCUACAGGAUUGUAGUCAUCUGCUGCACACAGAUAUCGAGCUAUGGAAACGUCCGAACUUUCAGACAUUUCGCUUCCCGGCCUUACCCUCCUCGAAACAAAGACAGAUGCGAGAUCUGUGGCUAUGCCAUCUCUACCUGAUUUUACCUUGCCCGAACCAAGCAUCGUCCCGGAGGUAAGGGACAAUGGAGGGGCGGAAGACCUCCCCAAAACCGCCCAGUCGGGAAACACAGAUACCGGCAAGCUGGAAGGCCCCGAGAAACAAGCACAGACUUUGGGAGAGUACAAGAUAUGCAGCUUGUGCAAUGUGUACCUGAACUCCAAGGUUCAAGCCGACAUGCACUACUCCGGGAAACUACACCAAAAGAAACUCCGACAGAAGGCCUUGACUGAAUCGUUAGCAUCAACGGCAUCUGACAUGAUGAUGCCAGUCAGCCAACCUGGCCAACCAGAAAACACUGUAGCGAGUCCACCUGCGGAGGAGAAGCCUCACACGUAUCUACCACACUGCAGUGUCUGCGGGCUGACCUUCACAGGUGCAGAACAGGUGCAGAUGCACCUGACAGGGGCCCGGCAUGCCAAGAAACUCAGGCAGCUGGCCCAGAAGCAAAAGCUGGAGGAGGUGAAAGAAGAACCUGCGAACACUUCCUCAGUGUCGGCAGGUUUCUACUGCAAGUAUUGUGAUGUCGUUUGCACCGCUCAGUCACAGCUGGACCAGCACUUCCAAGGGAGUAAACACAAGAAUGUAAUGGAUGCAGCUAAGCAGGCGACCAGUAACCGUCUAGGGGCCCAACCUGCAUCCAGUGAGGCCGCGACACCUGCCAGCGCUGUGUAUGCAUGUCCCACCUGUAACGUAACGGCUAACUCGGAGCAGCAGUAUCUCCAGCAUUGUUCAAGUGCCAAACACAACAAUAAACUACUGAAUCGACCUGGAAAGGACAAGUAUCGGGAUCAUCCGUACCCCAACAGACGUGGAGCACAGGGCAUGGCCAAUAAUCCAAAGAACAACACCGCUACCAAGCCAGCCUGGGGCGGGGGAAAAUGGAAAAGCAGCAGCGACUCCUUCAAUCAGAGAAGCACCUUCAAUCAGAGAGGCACCUUCAACAACAACAGCGUGAGACCUGGCAGGGGCAGGGGCAGGGGGACGGGGAGGGGGCGGGGACGGGGUUGGGGGAUGCAGUCCGACAACCGUCCCAACACCUCGUUUGGUAAUGCCCACACAUCCCAGACCAGUUAUUCUGCAAUGCAGGGCAGUUUUGGCGGGGGGUACGACAGAAGCACCAUGGAUAAAAUCUGGGGUGCUAGCAAUGCCUCACUAGGAGGUGGAACAGGGAGGAGUUGGCAAGGUGAUAGUAAGGCGUCGUCCCAAGAGCAGAAACAGUGGGGUUCCAGCAACAUGCUGGUGGAUCCGUACGGCAUGCCAGACCUGGACAGUUUCGUACGGGAGAGUUCAUCAAAGGAUCAGACUAACUUUUGAGAUAUGGGUACCACAUAAUGCAAAGGUAGGGUAAAAGCCAGUACGUCUGCACGGACGGAAAUCACGCCUGCAGCUUUGCACCAUCAGAAUAUACUAGCCAAUAAGUCCACAUGGAUAGAAUAACUGGCCAGUUAGCGUAGUCUCCAUGUGCACACGUAGCCUGUUGGUCUGAGCAGGUACAGUGCCAGCUGCUGCUAAUCUCCAAUGACAGAGUACUAGCCAGUUUUUAAAUAUGAGUUCUCCGUGGUAUUUUCCAGCUUCAUCUCAAAAAACAUUGUCAUCGUUUUUUUUAAACUGCUAUUUCCCCCUAAAUUUUAAAGAUAUUCACUUUGGAAUGAGACAUUAAAUGAAAAAUCCACCGACGUUUAGUUAUUAAAUUAUAUCUUCACAAAAAUCGAAUUUUUGACUGCCAGACUGUAAUUUAAUGCUUGCAGCAAACAUGACAUUCCUUUUAUGGAGGGUUGCAGACGCCCAAAAUUGGAGUAAGGUUUUUUUUUUUCAUCUUUUAAACAAAUUUAUACAAUUUUUUUAUGUGGCAUGAGGCAUGCGUCCUUAAGCCUAUGCAGAUUGUAAGUGGCCAAUAAUAACUGUCCACAGGCACAACACUUGCUAGAAUAA
Messenger RNA from Patiria miniata (bat star), 2238 nucleotides. Its product is annotated as zinc finger protein 346-like. The transcript is spliced from 7 exons. The record is from RefSeq and is a predicted model, not a curated record. Gene Ontology annotation, molecular function: zinc ion binding; nucleic acid binding. Lineage: Eukaryota; Metazoa; Echinodermata; Asteroidea; Valvatida; Asterinidae. Bases 187 to 1620 code for a protein of 477 amino acids.